UUAGACAUUUUACCGUGUAUGUAGGUGGAAACGUAUGUAUACACUGUAAUAAUAAAUCGUUUCUCGUGUAAAAUUCUUCGCUAAGACCGACAAACACGAAUUUACCGCGAACGUUUCGGGUCAUCGGGAAGCCUCAAUUUGUCGCUGAUCGUUAAAAAUAAUCGAGAGACUCCGUGAUCGUCGCGUACGAACGUCACGUUACCGUUUUUCAGUGUAUUUUAUCCGUCCAGUGUUGUUUGUUUUCGCCUAUUUUCCAAAGAAUGUAAAAUUUUCUAAUCGUCGACGCGAGCAAUCAAAAAAAUUUUCGUUCGCAUUGGCGAUUAUCUUGUAAAGGAUAUAUUCGCGUCAGACGCAGUAUUAUACGCCGGUUCUUGUCACCUGUUUCGUACUUAUGCGAUGAGAAACAACCAAAAUGAAGGCAGAGGUGAUCGAAAUUGAAACACCAACGGAUCGCGAUUCGUCAUUUAUCAGGGAGAAGAUGCACAGCGAAGACUACGGUGUCGAAGCAGAGUUAACGAGUCUUACGUGGUUGCAAUCGCUCGAUAUUACGAGUGCUUCUAAUUUACCAACGCCACCCUGUUCUCCAUCUCCGCCGCCCGUUACCAGACAAGCGAGGAAAAAGUUAUCGCCUUUAAUUAAGGCCGAAUUAGAUCUAGCUGAAAAUGCUGAGAAGUAUCGGAUCGAUCCCGAUGCAAAACCGCCAUUUUCGUAUGCUACAAUCAUAUGUUUGGCGAUGCGUGCAAACAACAAUAAAGUAUCCCUCUCAAACAUAUACGCAUGGAUUCGAGAAAACUUUCUAUUUUACAAAUAUGCUGACCCAGCAUGGCAGAAUUCGAUUCGACAUAAUCUAUCGUUGAAUAAGUGUUUCGUGAAGCUGCCACGGUCGAAGGACGAGCCCGGAAAGGGUGGUUUCUGGAAGUUAGAUUUAGAAAGAAUGGAAGAAGGUAGAAAAUCGAAACGACGUGCAACGAUAUCUCAACGAAUCCGUGGAUCAAAGAAACAAACGGCCAUGACAACGAUGGUAUUAAAUAAUGCACAAGAGAAUUGCGCGCCAUCAAUCAGCUGUCUAUCGACGCUGUACGAGACUCCGCCUAGCAGCGUAUCUCCUCCGAUCCCAGACUGUCUCUCAGAAAUCCCCGACUCUACGCAAGUUAGUUUAAGCGAAGACGAUCUUACCGGUUUGCUAAUAGCCACCGCAGGCUGGGACGAGAAUCAGUUGGAUCUUUUAGAUUCCCUUCUGGACACCCUUUAAA
Colletes gigas is the source of this 1253-nucleotide messenger RNA. RefSeq names its product forkhead box protein J1-B-like. The transcript has 4 exons. The record is from RefSeq and is a predicted model, not a curated record. The coding region runs from base 413 to 1252 and encodes 279 amino acids. Gene Ontology annotation, molecular function: RNA polymerase II cis-regulatory region sequence-specific DNA binding; DNA-binding transcription factor activity, RNA polymerase II-specific. Gene Ontology annotation, biological process: regulation of transcription by RNA polymerase II. NCBI's taxonomy places the organism in Eukaryota, Metazoa, Arthropoda, Insecta, Hymenoptera, Colletidae.